Messenger RNA from Lates calcarifer (barramundi perch), 2471 nucleotides. It is a transcript of the gene ralba, whose product is annotated as v-ral simian leukemia viral oncogene homolog Ba (ras related). The transcript is spliced from 5 exons. Gene Ontology annotation, molecular function: GTPase activity; GDP binding; GTP binding. NCBI's taxonomy places the organism in Eukaryota, Metazoa, Chordata, Actinopteri, Centropomidae. The coding region runs from base 246 to 869 and encodes 207 amino acids. Gene Ontology annotation, cellular component: plasma membrane. Gene Ontology annotation, biological process: Ras protein signal transduction. The record is from RefSeq and is a predicted model, not a curated record.
GUCUGUAGUUUUUUACAUCCGGAAGGUGGGGCUUUUGUUACUGGAGCGGUUUGCAUUAGGAGAGCCAAUGCCUCGAUAUGCUCUAUUAAUGCAGUUGUCAAGAUAGCAUCAACCGAGGGCAGUAAAACGAAUCUUCCUUUGGUUGUGUCAGGGAGUGUUGGGGUGCAUAGAAGUGUGUGUGUGCUUGCGUGUGUGUGUAUGUGUGUGUGAGAAGGUGUGAGAGAGACACAAAGGAGAAUCCAGUGAUGGCUACCGGUAAAAGUAAAAACCAGAGCUCUCUGGCACUACACAAGGUGAUAAUGGUGGGCAGUGGAGGUGUGGGGAAGUCAGCCCUCACCCUGCAGUUCAUGUAUGAUGAGUUUGUGGAGGACUAUGAACCCACCAAGGCAGACAGCUAUAGGAAGAAGGUGGUUCUAGAUGGGGAGGAGGUCCAAAUUGACAUUCUGGACACAGCAGGCCAGGAGGACUACGCUGCUAUCAGGGACAACUAUUUUCGCAGCGGGGAGGGCUUCCUACUGGUCUUCUCCAUCACAGAGCACGAGUCUUUCACUGCCACUGCUGAGUUCAGGGAGCAGAUCUUGCGGGUGAAGGCAGAGGAGGACAAGAUCCCUCUCCUGCUGGUAGGGAACAAAUCGGACCUGGAGGAACGCCGACAGGUAUCCGUGGAAGAGGCCCGAGGGAAAGCUGAAGAGUGGGGUGUCCAGUAUGUAGAGACAUCAGCCAAAACCAGAGCCAACGUCGACAAGGUAUUCUUUGACCUGAUGCGUGAAGUACGAGGCAAGAAAAUGUCAGAAAACAAAGACAAAAAUGGGAAAGGAAAGAACAAGAAGAACAAGAAGAGUUUUAGGGAGAGAUGUUGUUUACUUUGAACUCUUCAUGGACCUUAACACCCCACAAUACAACUGCAGAGGUGGGGAACAAAACAGAGCGUCCUUGCCAUUGUCAUUCAAAAGAAAUUUAAUCUUUUUUUAAUAGCUGGUUAUAGUUUAGUGUCUAGAACAAUCUCAAACACUCUUUUGCAAUUUUUAAUUGAUAACAUCUGAGUAGCUGUUUCAUUGGAAGAUAACCACUGUUGUGACUGGACUGAUUUGGACUGCAGUGCUUGAUGGCUCAUAGAGAGCCACUGACCAAACUGCCACUGACACUAAUUCUGCUGCUCAAGACAGUCUCCACUGUUUAACUCAGCGAUUAUACUGCCUUUAACUUUGGUUCAGUGUGUUUUACACCAGAAUUGUUGAGUCUUUGUCAAGUAAACAGUGCUCUUAAUUUCUUUACCUUCUCUUAAUCUUGCAGCCUGCAUCUCGUUUGUCUUAGUAUAGACCCCUUGAGUCUAUGAACAUCGACUCUAAUGCUGCUGUCUGUAAUAUUUGUAAUCAUUAAUGAUGAUAAUGUUCUGUCUGUUAAAGAUGUUUGCCUCAUUCAUCUGUCCUGACUCGUAUAUUCAAAUCAUGUUUGGAACAACAGUUUAAACUGGAAGUUUCAAAUGUUUUCAUUCUUGAGGCUGCUUUUACAGAUUUAUUUUUUCCAGUUCAUCCAACGAUUUAUGAUUUUCAAGACGAACCAUACAAUCAGAGGAUUUGUUUCCAAACAGGGUUAUUUCAUGAUUGAGUUAUGAUUACCACAAUCACUCAAUCACAAGAUGCUUUGCAGGACUGGUGCAGAGUAAAAUCUUUUUAAAUCUUUGAAUCUUUUCUUUGACUCUAAAUCAAAUAUCUCAAAUAUCUGGCAGAUGUUUCAUCAUGUGAUAUUUUGAGGCUGUGAAAAGAAAGCCGUAAUGUUGCUACUAGCAUUAUUCUGAGGUUAAAUGAAUGCUAGUGACUGAGAGGAGAGGACCUGUUUUUCUUCAUGGUGCCCUGACAUUUUCACGUAGUCUGACUUUUUCCACCCUUCUUAUGGUGCAGAUUACUUCCUGUUUUACAUGACUGUUGAAGAUCAGAGUCUUUGCUGGGGCUGUGCUGUGAGACAGGUGUUGAUAAUUCAGGAGGCUGUCAUGCUUCUGGUCCAUGAUGCCUUUAUAAUCAGUGGCUGCUUAUUAAUCUGAACAAUUCUGAUGUUUUUUUUUUUUUAUUCUUGGGUCUUUUGAAUAAUAUGCACUACAUUGCCAGUACCUAAGAAGUGGACUUCAUGCUAAGUGGUGACACGCUGGAGAUUUUGAAACAAUUUGUGCCAACAGAAAAAUCCAACUAUGUUUGCAGAUGUACAGUAUGUAUGUUGGUUAUGUGAGUGUAAGUGCAUUUACCAGAAAACCCUAAUACCUUUCUGUGUCUGUUAGAGUGAAGCUUUGAUGAGGGUGCCAACUUCUUAUCUGUUGUUUAAUCAAGUGCUACAGUGAACAAGAUGUUCCUACCACUGCCUGAACCAUUCUUUGUAACAUGUCCUCCUUUUUUUCUUUUACUUCCUGUUACUGUGAGUAUGCUUCUAUCUCUCUGCAGUGAGAGUGUUGCCGAAUAAAUGCUUUUGUUCUUUGUAAA